Molecule: messenger RNA, 479 nt
Organism: Penaeus vannamei (Pacific white shrimp)
Lineage: Eukaryota; Metazoa; Arthropoda; Malacostraca; Decapoda; Penaeidae
Source: RefSeq, a predicted model, not a curated record
AUGAUUAUCAUUGGGCAUCAGCCCCGUCAGCAUCAGAGCAUCCAAACAUCCCCGUCAGCAUCAGAAGGAGCAUCACCGCAUCAUCCCCAGCAUCAGGAAGCAGUAUCAGCCCCGUCAGCAUCAUCAUCGACAGCAUCAGGAAGCAGCCCGUCAGCAUCAGAAGGAGCAUUACCGGCAUCAUCAUCAGCGCCAGCCUCAGAAGCGUAUCGGCCCCCGUCAGCAUCACAGCGCCAGCAUCAGGAGCAUCUUCCACCAGCCCCGUCAGCAUCCACAGCUCAUCAUCGCCGCAUCAGGCAUUACCGGCAUCAUCAUCAGCGCCAGCCUUACGAAGCAGUAUCAGCCCCCGUCAGCACCAGGAAGCGUAUCAGCCCCGUCAGCAGGAAGCAGUCAUCAGCCGUGCUCAGCAGCCCAGGCCACAUCCAGGAGUUCACGCAGAGACACACGUCCUUCACUCACGCGAAACCGAGGCGCAAAAACAG